Messenger RNA from Sorghum bicolor (sorghum), 1333 nucleotides. Its product is annotated as GLABRA2 expression modulator. Bases 155 to 1006 code for a protein of 283 amino acids. The transcript has 4 exons. Lineage: Eukaryota; Viridiplantae; Streptophyta; Magnoliopsida; Poales; Poaceae. The record is from RefSeq and is a predicted model, not a curated record.
GCAGCCUCUUUGCUGACACCGCCGCGCCCCCACCACCGAUACAGAGGAGUCGGUGCAACCGAAACGGUGCAGAGACUGGUAGGUUUGGUGCCUCGUCGCCGUCGCGCUCAGCAAACAGUGGAGUGGAGUAUCCUACUACCUUGACCAAUGGCCAAUGCUACCUAGCUCUAGCUGUGCUCUUGCCAUAUCCGUCGAGCCGAAGCAACCAGCAGCCCCAUUUCGAUACGCGCGAGGGAGCCGGAUCGGGAUCGGGAUCGGGAUCGGAAGAGAAGUGUGGGCGGGCACACAAGAGACACACAGGGAGGGAGGGGGAACCGGGGAACAUUCCAAUCAACUGCCGAUGCAGCGGGACGCGAGAAGCUGGUCGCCGGCGGCGGCCACGGAGGCCGGCGGCCGCCCUUACGCGAUGCCUUCGCCCGUGCAGCCGUCGUCCACGAGCACCAAGGAGACGGUGAAGAAUGCACUGUCGCGGUGGGGGCGGAAGGUCGGCGAGGCGACGAGGAAGGCCGAGGAUCUGUCGCGCAACACAUGGCAGCACUUGAGGACGGCGCCUAGCAUCGCGGAGGCCGCGGUGGGGAGGAUCGCGCAGGGGACCAAGGUGCUGGCGGAAGGCGGCCACGACAGGAUAUUCCGGCAGGCCUUCAGCGCCCCGCCGGACGAGCAGCUGCGCAAGUCCUACGCGUGCUACCUCUCCACGGCCGCCGGCCCGGUGAUGGGCGUCAUGUACCUGUCCACGGCCAGGGUCGCCUUCUGCAGCGACAGCCCCCUGUCCUACGAGGCCUCCGGCGGCGACAGGACGGAGUGGAGCCACUACAAGGUGGCGAUUCCUCUUCACCGGCUGAGGGCGGCGAGCCCGUCAGCCAACAAGCUGAAGCCCGCGGAGAAGUUCAUCCAGCUGGUGUCGGUGGACAGCCACGAGUUCUGGUUCUUGGGCUUCGUCAACUACGACAGCGCGGUAGCGCACCUGCAGGAAGCGCUGAGCGGCUUCCGCAACCUGCAGGCGUGACGUACGUGAAUUGAUUCAACAGAGCGUUUCUUCUGUUCCCCUUGUCGAAUCGUUUCAUUCAGAUUUCAGAGAAGAGACCAUGAUUAUCCUGGUGUGGUUGCCAUUGUCUGCGAGAGAACAGUCGAAUCGUUUCAUUCAGAUUUCAGAGAAGACCAUGAUUAUCCUGGUGUGGUUGCCAUUGUCAGCGAGAGAACAGUCGAAUCGUUUCAUUCAGAUUUCAGAGAAGACCAUGAUUAUCCAUGGCGUUGGCUGUAAUGAUCAUGGGCCAGAUUAACCUGUGGAUGUCACGAUUGUUUUUUAAAGUGAUUAAGUGAUCAUGUCUUGCAA